Molecule: messenger RNA, 357 nt
Organism: Dentiscutata erythropus
Lineage: Eukaryota; Fungi; Glomeromycota; Glomeromycetes; Diversisporales; Gigasporaceae
Source: the annotation of a GenBank genome assembly
AAGAACGACAAGAAAUUGAAAACAGUUUAUUAUACAAAGAAUUCAACAAAUCAAAAAAUAAGCGAAAUUUAGAAAACUUUGAUAAAUAUUUAAUUAUCUUAGGAGCAAUAACCCUUGCAGAACAAAAACCAGAAGACUUUAAACAUAAAUAUUGGUUGAACAACCUAAUACAAAAACAAUUGCGAAGUGGAUUAGAAUUGAAACCAGAUUAUAACCUAAAUAACUUCAAGGCAAUCCAACUAACCCCAGAAAGAACUGAAGAUGUUAAAAAAGAAAUAAACCAAAAACUAUUGGAACUAAAACAAAAAUAUUAUCUAGAACAAUUGAAAAGGCUAUAUCUAGCAAACCAACAAGGAA